Erinaceus europaeus (western European hedgehog) is the source of this 5949-nucleotide messenger RNA. It is a transcript of the gene PHKA1, whose product is annotated as phosphorylase kinase regulatory subunit alpha 1. Gene Ontology annotation, biological process: glycogen metabolic process. The transcript has 32 exons. Bases 196 to 3690 code for a protein of 1164 amino acids. The record is from RefSeq and is a predicted model, not a curated record. NCBI's taxonomy places the organism in Eukaryota, Metazoa, Chordata, Mammalia, Eulipotyphla, Erinaceidae. Gene Ontology annotation, molecular function: calmodulin binding. Gene Ontology annotation, cellular component: phosphorylase kinase complex.
CAGCUGGCGCUCACAAGAAGUGGAGGCAGUGCUGAGACCGCGGGGCUCCCAGCCCGGGUGGUCUCUGGGAGUUGUGCAGAGGAUGCAGCAGCCACUCAUAGAGGCUGGAGGGGCAUAAGGGUGGCAGGAAUUGGCGGCCGGACAGUCCCUGCUGCCCCCGGGCGGUUUCCCUAAGAGCAUCGGAAACGUGGCGCUAUGAGAAGCAGGAGCAACUCGGGCGUCCGACUGGACGGCUACGCUAGGUUGGUGCAUCAGACCAUCCUGUGCCACCAGAAUCCAGUGACUGGCUUACUUCCAGCCAGCAAUGAUCAGAAAGAUGCCUGGGUCCGGGAUAAUGUGUACAGCAUUUUGGCUGUGUGGGGUUUGGGCCUGGCCUAUCGGAAGAAUGCAGAUCGAGAUGAGGAUAAGGCAAAGGCUUAUGAAUUGGAGCAGAGUGUAGUGAAGUUGAUGCGAGGACUGCUGCACUGCAUGAUUAGACAGGUGGAUAAAGUAGAAUCCUUCAAGUACAGUCAGAGUACCAAGGAUAGCCUUCAUGCCAAGUACAACACCAAAACUUGUGCUAUUGUGGUGGGUGAUGACCAGUGGGGACACCUGCAGUUGGAUGCCACCUCUGUGUACUUGCUCUUUUUAGCACAAAUGACAGCCUCAGGACUUCAUAUCAUCCACAGCUUAGAUGAAGUCAAUUUCAUACAGAAUCUUGUUUUUUACAUUGAAGCUGCAUAUAAAACUGCUGACUUCGGGAUAUGGGAACGUGGAGACAAGACCAAUCAAGGAAUUUCAGAAUUGAAUGCCAGUUCCGUUGGAAUGGCAAAGGCAGCCCUGGAAGCAUUAGAUGAACUGGACCUCUUUGGUGUGAAAGGUGGUCCCCAAUCAGUUAUUCAUGUCCUGGCUGAUGAAGUGCAACAUUGCCAGUCUAUCCUUAAUUCAUUACUCCCUCGGGCUUCAACAUCCAAAGAGGUUGAUGCAAGUCUUCUUUCAGUUAUUUCCUUCCCAGCUUUUGCAGUGGAGGAUAACCACUUGGUGGAGCUCACAAAACAGGAGAUAAUUACCAAGCUACAGGGUCGUUAUGGUUGUUGUCGUUUUCUCCGAGAUGGAUAUAAAACUCCUAAAGAGGAUCCCAAUCGUCUCUACUAUGAACCAGCUGAGCUGAAAUUGUUUGAAAAUAUUGAAUGUGAAUGGCCGUUGUUCUGGACAUACUUUAUCCUUGAUGGGAUCUUCAGCGGUAAUUCAGAACAGGUUCAAGAAUACAGAGAGGCUCUUGAAGCGGUCCUUAUCAAAGGCAAAAAUGGAGUCCCACUUCUGCCAGAGCUUUAUAGUGUUCCUCCUGAAAAGGUUGAUGAAGAAUAUCAAAAUCCUCACACUGUGGACCGAAUUCCUAUGGGCAAGUUGCCUCAUAUGUGGGGUCAGUCUCUGUAUAUCUUGGGAAACUUGAUGGCAGAGGGAUUUUUAGCUCCUGGAGAAAUUGAUCCCCUGAACCGUAGGUUUUCUACUGUGCCAAAGCCAGAUGUUAUAGUUCAAGUUUCCAUUUUAGCAGAGACAGAAGAAAUUAAGUCUAUUUUGAAAGACAAAGGAAUUCAUGUGGAGACCAUUGCUGACGUGUAUCCCAUCAGAGUUCAACCAGCUCGUAUUCUGAGUCACAUUUAUUCCAGCCUCGGACGCAACAAUAGAAUGAAACUCAGUGGACGUCCCUAUAGACACAUGGGAGUCCUUGGAACUUCAAAACUCUAUGACAUUCGGAAAACUAUCUUUACCUUCACUCCACAGUUUAUUGACCAGCAACAAUUCUACCUGGCUCUGGACAAUAAGAUGAUAGUGGAAAUGCUUAGAACAGAUCUCUCCUACCUUUGUAGCCGCUGGAGAAUGACAGGCCAGCCAACCAUCACCUUCCCUAUCUCACACACCAUGUUAGAUGAAGAUGGAGCCACCUUGGAUUCAAGCAUUUUUGCAGCACUCCAAAAAAUGCAGGAUGGCUAUUUUGGUGGGGCAAGGAUUCAAACAGGUAAAUUGUCAGAGUUUUUGACAACAUCAUGCUGCUCACAUUUGAGCUUCCUGGACCCUGGACCUGAGAGUAAGCUGUACAGUGAAGAUUAUGAGGAAAACUACUAUGAACUGGAGUCUGACUACUGGAUCAAUGGCUAUGAUUCAACCAGUAAUGAUGUUUCUAUGUGUCUUCCUACAAAACCAUUUCAAGCUUUCCAGCCUUCAUUCAACUUGCUUGAUUUCCCUCAUCCCUUACAAGAGGACCAGGUUCCCUCUGUUCGUGUAGAAAGAUAUAUUCCUAGGAAAAACUCCAGGGAAGUAGACUUUGAAGCACUGGUUUUACAGCUGAAGGAGACUUCAAGCUUACAGGAGCAAACUGAUGUCCUCUACAUGCUGUAUACAAUGAAAGGACCUGACUGGGACACUGGAUUGUAUGAUGAAGGGAGUUCAACAGUCAGAGAGCUACUUACUGAACUUUAUGGCAAAGUUGGGGAAAUUCGUCACUGGGGCCUAAUUCGAUACAUCUCUGGAAUCUUAAGGAAGAAGGUGGAAGCACUUGAUGAGGCUUGCACAGACCUUCUUUCUCAUCAGAAACAUUUGACAGUGGGGCUCCCUCCGGAACCUCGAGAAAAGACUAUCUCUGCACCUCUGCCCUAUGAAGUGCUUACUCAGCUUAUAGAUGAAGCCAGCGAAGGGGACAUAAACAUUUCAAUCCUUACACAGGAAAUAAUGGUGUAUCUAGCCAUGUAUAUGCGAACUCAGCCUGGCCUCUUUGCUGAAAUGUUUAGACUUCGAAUUGGUUUGAUCAUUCAAGUUAUGGCAACAGAACUGGCCCACUCCCUUCGGUGCUCAGCUAAGGAAGCCAUGGAGGGCCUGAUGAAUCUAAGUCCUUCAGCCAUGAAAAAUCUCCUGCAUCACAUUCUCAGUGGCAAGGAGUUUGGAGUGGAACGAAGUGUGUGUUCCACUCAUUCAAAUGUCAGCCCCGCUAUUUCUAUCCAUGAGAUUGGUGCUGUUGGAGCAACUAAAACAGAACGAAUUGGCAUCAUGCAAUUAAAAAGUGAGAUAAAGCAGGUGGAAUUUCGUAGACUAUCUAUCUCAACUGAAAGUCAGUCACCUGGAACUUCUGUGACUGUAAGUAGUGGGCCAUUUCUUAGUGUUCGUGGCCAGCAGACAUCUAAAGAUAAUCGUCAGGGUCAAUGGCAACGCCGAAGAAGGCUUGAUGGAGCACUAAACAGAGUCCCAGUUGGAUUUUAUCAGAAAGUGUGGAAAGUUUUGCAAAAGUGCCACGGACUUUCAGUUGAAGGUUUUGUUCUUCCUUCAUCAACCACUAGAGAGAUGACUCCAGGCGAGAUUAAAUUCUCUGUUCAUGUGGAGUCUGUUCUGAACCGUGUGCCUCAGCCAGAAUACCGUCAGCUUCUGGUUGAAGCUAUCCUUGUCCUUACCAUGCUGGCUGAUAUUGAAAUUCAUAGUAUUGGAAGUAUCAUUGCUGUGGAGAAAAUCGUGCAUAUUGCCAAUGACUUGUUCCUUCAAGAGCAGAAAGCCCUCGGCGCAGACGAUAUCUUGUUGGCAAAGGACCCCGCAUCUGGCAUCUGUACUCUUCUGUAUGACAGUGCACCCAGUGGCAGAUUUGGCACCAUGACCUACCUCUCCAAGGCAGCCGCCACCUAUGUGCAGGAGUUCCUGCCCCACAGCAUCUGUGCCAUGCAGUGAGACCCUUCAGCCCUGACUUCUGGGAGCCCUUUUACAAGUGGUUCCUGCCUUGGUUAGUUACACUCCUUCCAACCCCUUUUCCAUCCCAUCUGUCAGAAGAGUUAACUCUUCUGAUAAACUGCUUCAAAAGUCAACCUUUACUGUGAGACAUUUGCUCACCUAGGUAUAUCAUUAUGGCCCUUAAUUCUUUCAUGGUUCAUAAAAGUUUGCAUGUGUUUCUACUCUCUCGUUCUGUUAACCAAUAUAGCUUUCUAACUCUUGUCUGAGAAACAGACAUUGAUAAUAAUUGAUUCCUAAUGUUUGGUUGUUUGUAUUUUAUUCAGUUGUAUAAAUGAGUGAUGGCUGUCUUAAGAUACUAUUUCAAGUGCAUAAGCCCAGAUUGUUGGAUUUUUAUGCUGCUAUGAAACUAUUCUAAGUGCCUUUACUUGGGAAAAGAGAGUAACAGACCAUGGUUUCCCUUUCUUUAACUCACGUGUUGCAUCAUACUACAUUGCCUCACAACUCCGUUUUGUAAAGAAUGAUUGUCUCUGCUUUUGUUUUCUCUGUAUUUGUUUAUCUAAUUCUCUUGACAAAAUAUAAAAUGACAAAAGUUCAAUGUGUAUGUUUCAGGGUUUAUUAGCACUUAACAUCAUGUAUUAUAAAGCUUGGUGGUACUCAACAGCAACAGAAGAUGCCAAAUAACCCAGAAAAAUGGGGCCAGGAACUGCAGAGAGGAAGGUGGAAAAAGAGAAGUUUUCUAGGUAAUGUUUUACACCUAGAGAGCAGAGAGAAAAACCAAGGAUAUGGUAAUAGCCUGAAGAGAACCUUAUGUACCUAAUGCUUACAUCUUGGGGGUGGGCUAGUAUACCACAUGGCAGAGUAAUUAAAGCCUCUGUCUUUGUUUAAGAACAAUACAGAAGUCCAGUUUGCAACUGCUUUACCAGUCUCUCUUUGUGCUCACUUGAUCUGACUCACCUACUCAUCUUCUACGUCUAAUCCCCUCCCCAGCAUUCUCCAUAUCUGCAUUUUAUGGACUGUGUUUACUUAUGAGUGUUGUGUGAGAGAGGAAAAUUUAACUGUGUCCUUAGGUUGACACACAGGGCUAGUUCAGGAAUCCUUAAAUUGUCAUCCCUGAUCCUUGUUUGAAAGAAUGUUUUGCCUGACAUUCUUAGUUAAGGUUUCUGUAACAAAAACAAACAAGCAAGCAAAAAAACAUAGAUUGGAUGACAUAGAGUUCCCCUCUUGCUACUUUAUCUAAUCCUAAUUAAUUCCCAAAGAUCAUACCUCCAAGUACCAUCAAGCUGGAGAUUAAGACUUCAACAUAUGAAGUUUGGAGGUAUAUAAACACUCAAUUUGUAGCACUUUCUUUCUCCCGAAAUUCACCUAUUAAUUCUAUUACUUAUACUCAGAUAAAUUACUAUUUCUGUUCCCUCUUCUCCCUCAUUUUAUUUUCUUCAAUAAUGGGGGUUGGGGGAGUCCUCAUAAGAGUCCUUAGUGAAUCAGUGGUGAUCUUAUGAGCGCAUUUGAAUAACUGAACAUAGUAGAAUAGAGUGAUAAAAGCAAAUAGUGGAAGUGAAAAGAGAUGGCCAACCUUUUCAGUACUUCUCCAUAUGGAAACACACACUGAGUAGUUUUCUGAAUAUAUGAUUUUCUUGUCACUUGUAAAGAAAAAUUACAACUUAUUCUUUUUCCUCCUCUUUUUUAGUUUUAUUUGUUAUUGAAUAGAUACAGAGAGAAAUUGAGAGGGGAAGGGGAAAUAGAGAGGGAGACAGAUAAAGAGAUACCUGCAGCCUUACUUCACCACCCAUGAAGCUUUCCCCCUACAGGUAGGGACCAGGGGCUUGAACCCAGGUCCUUGAGCACUAUAAUGUGUGAGCUUAACCAGGUGUGCCACCACCUGGCCCCUUUCCUCCUUCUCUUUCUCAUACUCUUCCUCCUCCUCCUUCUGCUCCACUUCUCCUUUUCUCCAUUCUUCUUCUGCUUUUUACCUUUUGCCUGACUGCCAGUAUAACCUGUCAAUGUGGAGUACAUCUGGAGUGAUUCCGAUGAUGGCCAUUAUUCCCUCUCAUGCUAAUUUGCCCAAGCUGAUGGUUGCAUUUCUCUGGGUUAACUAAAUGAUCAAUCAUUAUUCACACUGUAGAGUACUAUUUAAAGCAACUUUUUAAAUAACUUGAUGCCUUUUUUUUUUCUUAUUUUAAGUAUAUGAUACUAAGUCAUGCUGGAAUUUUUAAAGUACUUAUAUUUUGAAAAUAGAAUAAAGAAAAUAUAUUUCCAAUUAAA